UGAAGAGGUGUGGUGAGGUGGUGCUAGCUUUGAUACCUCCUCUUCACAUUCACACACCUCCUCUCUCUUUCUCUCUCUUUUAUCUUCUUCUUCCUCUCCUUCUCUUCUCACAAAUUCCUUAUUCUUUCCCACUCCGAGAUGUUCCUCAUGAAUCUAUAACCUGUUUUUGAACCACCCACAAGUCCAAGACUAGAUCUUGGUUUCUCUUCGCCUGAGAUAUCCAGAUCUGUUGGUUCAGAUCAUGAGGAAAGGCAGAGCAGCUGCGCAGGUGAAGACGGCGACUGAGGCGGCGGCGGCGGUUGGGGUGGACGGAUCCGGAUCGAGGACUGUUUUAAAAGAGCCGAGGUACCGGGGCGUGAGGAAGAGGCCGUGGGGUAGAUUUGCGGCGGAGAUCAGAGACCCUGUUAAGAAAGCUCGUGUGUGGCUCGGCGCCUUCGAUUCGGCCGAAGAAGCCGCUCGAGCUUACGACGCCGCCGCUCUCAGCCUGCGUGGACCUAAGGCUAAGACCAACUUUCCGAUCAACUCUUCUUCUCUCUCACGCUUCUGUUACCACCAUAACAAUAACAACCCCGCCGAUCCGUUUUUAGAUCACAGGUUGUAUGCUUCUAAUGACUUCCAGGAGCACCAGAUCAAUCCUCAGAGACCUACUUCCAGCGGCAUGAGCAGCACCGUCGAGUCCUUCAGCGGCCCUCGCCCUCGCUCAGCGGCGCCGCCGUUGAUCAAAACCACCGCCCCCCGGAGAUACCCUCGGACGCCGCCCGUCGUGCCAGAGGAUUGCCACAGCGACUGCGAUUCAUCGUCGUCUGUGGUUGACAACGACGGCGAUGAUAUCGCGUCGUCCUCUUUCCGGCGGCCUUUCCCCUUCGAUCUUAACUUCCCACCGGUCGAUGAAGAUCUUCACUGCACCGAUCUGCGCCUCUGAUGCUGAACCAGGAGAGAGAAAAAAGUGUCUUUGAAUUUUUUAUUGGAAUUUUUGUUCUUUCUCUUAUCUAAUAUGCGGAGCAAAAUGAAAAAAAAAAUUGAGGAUGGUGAUAUGAUCUUGAAUCUGAGAGAUAGUGAUGAUGGGUAUUGCUCUUCCUUCUUCCUCUUAAGCUUUGUGAGAGGAAGAAGAAGAAAGAGAGUAAUAUUAUAUGAUCUGUUUGUUGAACAAGAUUUGAUGGCAGAUCCUUUCUUGUUCUGCUUGUCUGUAAUGUACAAUACUAGUUAAGAAAAAUUCAGUAUCGCUCUAACAAAAAGUUAGAUCUCUGGCUGCUA
Molecule: messenger RNA, 1254 nt
Organism: Prosopis cineraria
Lineage: Eukaryota; Viridiplantae; Streptophyta; Magnoliopsida; Fabales; Fabaceae
Product: ethylene-responsive transcription factor 7-like
Exons: 1
Coding region: 242-922 (226 amino acids)
Biological process (GO): regulation of DNA-templated transcription
Molecular function (GO): DNA binding; DNA-binding transcription factor activity
Source: RefSeq, a predicted model, not a curated record